CACGUCGUUAGGUCAUCAUCUGAAUGUACCGGAGGAGUGAGUUAUCAGUCCCCGCCCCGGCACUUCGCUCAAUCCAACCUGAAGACAGGGCGAGUCAGCGGCUACAAAUAUAACUGCUAACACAAGAUGGCCGGUUUGCCUCGUAGGAUUAUAAAGGAGACACAGCGGUUGAUGGCAGAGCCCGUCCCGGGGAUCACAGCUACGCCCGACGAGGGGAACGCACGCUACUUCCAUGUGGUCAUCGCAGGGCCUCAGGACUCGCCGUUCGAGGGAGGCACGUUUAAACUUGAACUAUUUCUUCCAGAAGAGUAUCCCAUGGCAGCUCCCAAAGUGCGAUUCAUGACCAAAAUCUAUCACCCCAACGUCGACAAACUGGGAAGAAUAUGUUUAGACAUUUUGAAAGACAAGUGGUCCCCAGCCCUGCAGAUCCGCACAGUGUUGCUAUCUAUCCAGGCAUUAUUAAGCGCUCCCAACCCAGACGACCCCCUGGCAAACGACGUCGCAGAGCAGUGGAAGAAAAACGAAAGCCAUGCCAUCGAGACAGCCCGAACAUGGACCAGGCUCUACGCGAGCAACACUGAAGUAUAGAGGAACCGAGAAGAGGCGUCUGAAUGUGAUCCUCAAAAUGUACUCCUAUACUGUCAACCUUUGAAUUUAACGGACACAUAGAAAAAACAAAACAAACAAAAACAAGGAAUAAGUCCAAAUAUAUUUGAAAGAAAUGAUGAGAAUUACUGCUGCAGACCCUUGGGUGACUUAUUUUCCUCUCUUAAGACGCGUUAAGUGUGUGUUAGCCUUUUGAUUUUGUUUUCUUUUUUUCCCCGUGUUGCUAUUUAAAUGCAUGGACAACCAUCAACACCCUCCCCAUGUCCUAAAGUACAUGCGAUAUGUUGUCCUGAGCUAGUCACAGACUGGUACGUUUGCAAAAUAUUCAUUCAUUAAAGUUUUUUUCUUUUAACAAACCCAUCAUUUGUCAACACAUCUUUGUCUUUUUUUUUGUUUGUUUUGUCCAAGCAGCAGAUGAAAAGUAUUUGUUUUCCAUCUAAGACUAGUGGAAUGAGUGAAUCUGAAUUUUAUGUCCUGAAAAGCAAGAGGAUUUUGAGGUUAAUAAAAGAUUUGAGUUUCAUUUGGUAAAACUAAAAAAAAAUAACACAAAAAAUUAGUGUUCAAAAUUCCUGCAGUAAAUUAUUCUCACAUUCUUCCAGCUAAGUGAGACAAAUCGUCCUUCAAUGCAGUAUAGUUCACGUUAUGACUUACAUAUUUUGCUAUAUUUGUUUUAUUCUGGAACAUAAAACGUCAUCUGCAUGCGCAUUUAUCAUUUUUAUCUCCAUGCAAUUACACGUUUCUGUGAUCAAACCAGGUAUUUGAACAUCUGCAAAAGCUGGAUAAUGAAAGGAAGUUAGUACAGAACCAGAGGCCACUUUUUUUUUUGUUGUUUUCUUUUUGUGUCAGGAAUAUUUUUGGACCCUUUGGGGAGGGUGAGCAGAGUACAUUUACAUGCUUAGUCAUUUCCCAAAACGUCUAGAAUCAUCUCAGUCGGUAAAUAAAGAAGGUUUAGAAGUGUUGAAAAUGACUUGCUUUAGCUGCCUGUCCAUCUUUGAUUUUUAAGAACAAUAAAUAAAGGCAUUCGUCAGACCCAAGCUGAUCGGAGCAACAUGAACUGGUUCAUAUGGGUGUUCAUUUUCUUUCUUUUGAGUCAGUCACGCUUAUGUUCGAACUGUCUGUAAUGAUGUAAUGAUUAUGCAAGUGCAUUUACUUGACUCCAGAGGGGGGAAUAAGGUCAGUUUGGUGGCAGAAAGAAAGGUGAUGUUACAAAAUAGAACAUUUCCUCAAUUCCUACAGGAUUUUGUGUUGGAUGGAAGAAAGCUGUCAGCAUCUAGUGUGGGAGGCUGAAUGAUGAUUUCUGUGGUCAGAUUGUGUCUCAACAGACUAUUGCCUCAGUAACUGGGUUAGGACUUAACAUGUUGUAAAAUAAAUUUUUGUUGGGGUUUGGGAGGAGGGUUAUUGUCCUCUAGUUGUUGCUUAGAUUUGUCAUCCAGUUACUAACUGCUAUGUUUUCUCUAGCUUAAACCCUAAAGGAUGGCCAUAAAUCUUUAAUUUAUUGUUUUCCAAUAGGAGUUUAUGGCAGGAAGUGGUCGGAGCAGCUAGAUGGAAAUAAUUUGAGAUCAAACUGAUAAACCAGCUCCCCGUGUGUACUGGAAAAAAAAAAAAAGAGAAGAAGCAAUUCUGUCAAUGAUUUGAGUACAUUUGCUUACAUGGCUCUUCAAACAUGCUGUAAAUAAACUGAGUUGAGUAAGUAA
Xiphophorus couchianus (Monterrey platyfish) is the source of this 2300-nucleotide messenger RNA. It is a transcript of the gene ube2nb, whose product is annotated as ubiquitin-conjugating enzyme E2Nb. The transcript has 4 exons. Lineage: Eukaryota; Metazoa; Chordata; Actinopteri; Cyprinodontiformes; Poeciliidae. The record is from RefSeq and is a predicted model, not a curated record. Bases 127 to 588 code for a protein of 153 amino acids.